AUGCCACCUCACAGCGUGCACAAGACAAGGAGUCGAAGCGAGGUAGAGGUACGGGCGUUCAAGAAGCAGCUGGCAUGCGUUAACGGCUUUCUAAGUGCUCUUUCUUGUGCGGAGCGUCGCCACCUCAAGCUGAGAUGUGACAAGACCGUACCACGUUCAAGGCUAUUCUGCGAUAUCUCCCAACGGGAGUCCAAUCACUGGUCAAGGGACGAGGGAGAAGCUGCUUGGAAGCUGCCUUGGAAGAUAGCCCAUACUAUAAGUGAUCGUAUACGUCAGUUGGAGGACGCCCUUGCCAUCUUGCAGUCGACAGUUAGCAAAGAACCACACCCGCUGCUUGACCGUGAGCUGUUGAAGCUCAAUAGAGAUCAAGUCGAGUAUUGA
Molecule: messenger RNA, 381 nt
Organism: Laccaria bicolor S238N-H82
Lineage: Eukaryota; Fungi; Basidiomycota; Agaricomycetes; Agaricales; Hydnangiaceae
Exons: 4
Coding region: 1-381 (126 amino acids)
Source: RefSeq, a predicted model, not a curated record